This is a messenger RNA of Python bivittatus (Burmese python), 2032 nucleotides long. The record is from RefSeq and is a predicted model, not a curated record. NCBI's taxonomy places the organism in Eukaryota, Metazoa, Chordata, Lepidosauria, Squamata, Pythonidae.
AUGAAUGGACGAUGUUCUUUUCUGACAGCUGAACCAUAAACCGCGAAGUUUGUCGAGCAGCCAGCUAAAACACCUGACCUCCCAGCUCGAUCUGCAACGCCUUUGGAAGACUUACCUGCAGCCCAUGCUGGUCGAGAGGUAUUCGGGCAGUCCCGGGAACGUCAAAGUCCGACAGUUCAUCGUGGACAGGCUGAGGGCCCUGGAAGCUCCUUGGCGGGUGGAACUGGAUGGUUUUGAGGACCAGACCCCACAUGGCACGGUCAGCUUUGCCAACGUGGUGGCCACGCUGGACCCCGCGGCCACCUGGCGCCUGGUGUUCGCCUGCCACUACGACUCAAAGUAUUUCCCCCGAGACCAGCACGGACGGGCCUUCGUGGGGGCCACGGACUCGGCCGUGCCCUGCUCCAUCCUGCUGGAGCUGGUGACCGCGCUGGACAAAUCACUGCUGAAGGCCCGAGGGCAGGCUUCGGAAAUAACGCUGCAGCUGCUCUUUUUUGAUGGGGAAGAAGCUUUCCGGGAGUGGAGUGAGACUGAUUCCCUCUAUGGGGCCCGUCACCUAGCUGAGCACAUGGGGCGGGCCCCACAUCAACAGGGCCUCACUCAGCUCCAGGCCAUAUCUCUCUUUGUUUUGCUGGACCUGCUGGGCGCCCCCCGGCCAACCAUCCAAAACCACUUCUCUGCGACCGCCGGUUGGUUCGAAAGGCUGAUUGGCAUUGAAAAGCGGCUGCACCAGCUUGGACUUCUCCGGUCCCAUUCUCAGGAACAGCUGUAUUUCCAGAGAGAUUCCCCCUACAGCUCCAUCGAAGAUGAUCACGCACCCUUCCUCAAGAAAGGCGUUCCAGUCCUCCACCUCAUUGCCACCCCGUUUCCCAGGGUCUGGCAUACCCUGGAGGACACAGAAGCAAACCUGCACCCGCCCACCGUCGAGAACCUGAGUAAGAUCCUCGCUGCGUUCCUGGCAGAAUAUCUGCGGCUCUAGGGCGGGCGAGGUUCUCCGCACGGGGAAGCUCCUUUUGGUCCUACCGGACGUGGAACGGCUGUGGACGUGCCUGGAAUGAAAACGUUGGGCCUGGUUUUCUGGAGAGGAGGGCGGUGGUCCAAGAUCCAAAGGGGAUCGCGACAUCCUGGAAGGCGGUCGGUAAGAUGGAAGACGUGCGCAUUCUCCGUGGACCUCGGAAGUGGUGCUUGAUCCACCCCGAAGGCUGUUUGGUGUGUCUGGGUCUCCCACGGAUGGGAACUGCGAGGCCAAAGUGGUUGAGGGAGAAGAGGAUGACCUUCUUUCCUGCCGCUGGGGUGGGUGGGGUGGGGUGGGGUGGGGUAUUUUAAAAGAACAAAAUUACCAAAGAUCUGGGGAAGGGUGGAUUUCUUCUGCUCUUCGAAAGAGCGGUUCGGCAUAGUCAAGAAUCGGUCUUUCCCGUCUGCUUUUUAAAAACCAGAUUCUCUCCUGAGCCAUUGGGAAACCAAUCGCGGCUUAACUUGUAGCCUAGAAAAGGGUCCAGCUCUUGAUCCCCUGGAUCUUAAGGUGCAAUGGUGACCUUGCAGGAAUGGCCAGUAGUCCUUUUCCUAUCUUGUCCCAAGCAAAGCGGGUCUCAAAAAAAAAAAGAGGAUUGCUUUUAUCUCACAGACACUGCGAGAUGCGCUUUCCUUCAACUCUGAAAGGAUCCUCACAAUUGUGAGGUGGUUUAAACAUGUAGGAGUCUGUGCUAGUAGAGUAAGAUCCCAUUUGUGAACGUUUCCUAUUGGAAGCACCUUGCAAGUAGAAAGCUAGCGCACCAGGGAUUUUUUGACAUUAGCCCUUUUCUUGCCAUGCAAGCUUUCUGCCUUAGGAGACAAAUUUAUGUGGGUUUUUUUCUUUUUCUUUCCAAGUAACAUUCCUGCUUUCAUGUGAUCUGCUGUGGUAUAACCUGUUUUUCCACUCUGGGACUUUAUGAACACAUUCCUGCCUGCCUGCCACUUCAUAUGUAUUGAUUUAGGCCCCUCGUUUCCUUUUGGAGGGAAAAAAAACCCUUCCAAUAAAAGUUCCCUCUAUUUU